Molecule: messenger RNA, 483 nt
Organism: Rotaria sp. Silwood2
Lineage: Eukaryota; Metazoa; Rotifera; Eurotatoria; Philodinida; Philodinidae
Source: the annotation of a GenBank genome assembly
AUGGCUAGUUAUGAUAAAACAAUUAUAUUUCGUGAUCGAAUUGAUGCUGGUCGUCGAUUAGCCACUCAUAGUGAAUUACAAAAAAUCAAAUCAUUAUCACCGGGUGAAAAGCGUUCAUUUCUUGUUAUCAGUUUACCACGUGGUGGUACAGUUGUCGGCGAUGAAGUUGCUAAACUAUUGGGAAUUAGUCAUGAUUUAGUAUUUCCAAGAAAAAUUCCAUGUCCAGGAUAUUCGGAAAUUGCUAUUGGUGCUGUAUCCGAAUUUGGUGAUGUUUUUUGGAAUGAUGAUGCCAAAAAAUAUGGUCUUAUUAAUCACCCACGUGUACAACAGAGUAAAAACAAACAAAUUGUUGAAGCUCAACGACGCAAACAAGUUUAUCGUGGGAACCGUCAACCAAUGAAUGACUUAAGUGGAAAAACGGUCAUUUUGGUCGAUGAUGGAUUAGCUACAGGUAUUGUUUUAAAUAUACGAGAAACGAUGUAG